AUGGCUGGUCCCGAUGAUUCCAGCGAGUCGCCUGGUUACGGCACAGACACUGGCGACAACCACCUGAAGAGCUGGUUCCGAUCGUUGUCCCCGACAAAGGUUGACAUUGUCGGCGAUUUCACCGGCAAAGAGCGCUUUGCCAUUCAUGGAGAAGCCCUGCUUGCACAUUGUCUUCAUGCCAUGAAAGUCGACUUUGACUACGGCUUCCAGAUUCUCCAUGCCGUUCAUUCAGUUGAGACUCUUCUCCAGAGGCUGCAUGAUCGAGGAUGCAACUUUCACGUCCUCUGGUUCAAUCGAGAGUAUCAACUGUCCAUCCCCACGGAAACACCGGCCGAGAUCACGUACCGAUACCAGCUCACUCGAAGCAUUCUGAUCGAGCACUUCGCUCACGCACAGACUGACAAACAGACCGUUUUCAGUCUUGUAUUCACGAGCCUGGACAGCAAUUCUUUCGCUCAAUAUCUCCAAGAACAUCAUCCGCACUUUUUCUUGGGAUCCAAUGGUACAACGCCGUGGUGGACGGGUGGCCCGCAACUUCUGGUGCCUCUUCACAUGCUGUACCGUAUCAAUUCAGCAGGAUUGCAUAUCGCGUGCGUUGAGAACCUCGAGUUCAAGAGCUCAAGGGCUUUCCUACGGGUAGCCUCUCCCAGAGGGGCGCAAAGACCGCUCAAUGGCGACACUCUUUCUCCGAUUCCCGACACUUCCUUCAAGGAGGACAGUAUUCAGCAUCGUCUUGGAGGACUCACCAAGACGCACAGCCUAACUGCUCGAGAAAUCAUAUCCCUGUACUCACUGGCUCAUGUGCUUGCCAACCAUGCGCUCGAUGUCAGUGAGGGCAACGAGAUUGGGCAGCACGUUAAAGCACUGCUCCUCCAGCUAGUCUUUAUGAGACACUGCAAUGUUUCGAGCCGGAGCUUUGAGUCGCGGGGAUCGGGACUCGCGAUUGGCAGCGCCGCCAAUUCUUUCAUUUGUUCCUUGUCUGAGCCGGCUCAACGCAUUCUUGGCUCGUGGAGUUUGGGACCAUUCGCAAACUCAGCAUGGGAUGCAUUUGAUCUCAUUGAUGGGCGGCUCUACCUGGCAUUGCUACGUUCUUCACACAACAUACACCUGUCCUGCGCUCUUCACGAACAGUUCGUCCAGCUCGGUGGACUACUCGAGCAGCUCUGUGGCUACGAUGCCAUUGCAAAGUGGCCGGUCGAUCUGACGGAUACCGAUGGAGAAAAAGCUCGCUUGAAGAUCAGCGAUCCCCAACCUAAUCAGUUGGUACCGUCGCUGUCGAUACUGCCUUUCAGCCAUCCCGUUCUGGACAAGUAUCUUACUUCAGUGCACCUACGUACAAAUGCUGUCAUCUCCUCUCCAGUUGACCACAAAGUGCACAAAGAGCUGACGCAUUGGCACAAUAAAAAGCCAAUUGACCCUAAGCAGCCCACCAAGGCUCCUGACUUUUGGGCAAGACGACGAAACCAACGAUUCAUGGCCGACAUCAUUGCCUACUCUGCUAGUCUUACCGGUGCAUCUGGAAAGAUUAUCGAACCGGAAACUGUUGUUGUACGCAAGCCCGCUAGUAGGCAUGCACUGAACAAGAGCAAGAAACACGCAAAUUCCAACAAACCCCUGGAAAAAAGUGGCACGCAAGACGCUCAUAAAGAGGCAGAACGGCUCAAGGAAGCCAAGUUUCAGGACAAAUCCUCGGCAAUCAUCACCUUCUGGAAAGGAAGGUGUCUCGAGUUCUCAAAGGAGGCAUCUCUGGUUAAGCGAUAUCUGCUGGUCUCGAAGUAUUUCUUGGGCUUGAGUUCAGAUCAUUUGUCUGUGAUUGGGGCGGAAGUCUCCCUGUACCUUUGCCAUAUUCUACGCCAAAUCCAAGGUCGCUACAACCCGGACACGAUAACUCACUACCAUGUUUUGGCCAUGCUUUGGUCCCAAAUCCAGGAGACCGCCAAAUUGACCUUGACCAAAGAAGUCCACACCCUCGUGAACAGAGUUUCAAGGUCUCUCAAACUCCCCCUAUACGAGAAGCCGGGGCUCCCAAAAAGAAAGCUGCCAUUUGAGUUCCUGGAUAUUGCGAGCGGGGGUUUACUGCCUCCUGGAAAGUCUUCGCUUAACUUCCAGCUCGAAUUUUGUGGACCGUUCCUAGAACGAAGUUUCGACUCGGCCCCAGAUCCUCGUGUGCCUUUUGAGCCCGAUGCCUGGCAGAGAAAGGUACUUGACGCCAUCGAUGAGAACAAGAGUCUGCUCGUGAUUGCCCCAACGUCGGCUGGCAAGACGUUCAUCUCAUUCUACGCUAUGAGGAAGGUCCUCGAAGCCAACGACGACGAUGUACUAGUGUACAUUGCCCCGACCAAAGCUCUCGUCAACCAAAUUGCCGCCGAGAUCCAAGCCCGAUUUUCUAAGCAAUAUAGUCAAGAAGGACGGUCUAUCUGGGCUAUUCAUACUAGGGAUUACCGCAUCAAUAAUGUGAAGGGAUGCCAAAUCCUUGUAACCGUCCCGGAUAUCUUGCAGAUUCUUCUGCUGGCUCCUUCCAACGCAGCAGGCCCAACGUCUUUUUCCCGGAGAAUAAAGAGAAUCAUUUUCGACGAGGUUCACUGUAUCGGCCAGUCCGAUGACGGGAUUGUUUGGGAGCAACUUUUGCUGCUUGCACCAUGUCCCAUCAUUGCGCUAUCGGCCACCGUGGGAAACCCCCUCGAAUUCCGAGACUGGCUUUCCAAUGCACAGAAGGCCAAGGGGUUUGAUAUGGAGAUGGUGGUACAUUCAUCCAGGUACUCAGACCUCCGCAAGUUCAUCCAUGAUCCGUCUCCCGGUACAUAUGAAUUCGAAGGCCUCAAACCCGUUGAACGUCUCCCAUUUCCUGGACUAGACUCUGAUUGCAAGAAUUCGUUGCCAUUCUCGUUUAUACACCCAAUCGCAGCUAUCAUGGAUAGGAGCCGGGACACGCUUAACGAUGCCAGUCUUGAACCUCGGGACUGUAUCGAGCUUUGGAAACACAUGACCAAACAUCAGAUUGGCCAGUAUCAAGUUCCAAACCCCCUGGAUCCUAAGAAAAUGUUGCCGUCACUCGUCAAAAAAUCCGACGUUACAAAAUGGGAGUCGGCUCUCAAGGACGUCUUGGCUGACUGGAUGCUUGACCCCAACUCCCCGUUCGACGAACUUCGAAACGAUUUGCGUGGAGAACAGUUUGCUCGCCUGUCAUCAACGUACAAUCAACCCGAAUCCAUCGAAUCCCAGACUAGUCAAUCUGGACCUAUUGUAUCCAGACGUUCCAUAUUCUCACUUGUGACUGAUCUUAGGUCGCACGGAGCAUUGCCUGCCAUCAUCUUCAAUUACGACCGGGUUGGCUGCGAGACUGUUCUUCGAGAACUCUACGACACUCUUGAGUCCGCGGAAGCAGCAUACAAGCAACACGAUUCAAAGUGGCUUAAAAAGCUGGCGGGCUUCGAAGAAUGGAAGAAACGCCGCGAGAGCGCAAAAACGAAGGACACAAAGAUGAAGCAAACCAAGAAGACCGGCUCGAGAAAUGAGGACGAGGAUGGCGCAAUGAGUAAAGGAGACCGAGCCCGUGACGUAGCAAAUCGAGAACUGAGCGUUUGGGACAGCUUCGACCCAGAAGCCCCCCUUCAGCAAUUCAGCUUUGCUGAUAACACCAAACUGACACAGGAAGAGCUGAAUACGCGAUUGAAGUCACUCAGGGCGGAUGCCGUCCGUCCUUGGAUCCGAGAUGCUCUCUUCCGAGGAAUCGGCGUACACCAUGCAGGGAUGAACCGCCAAUAUAGACAGAUAGUCGAGAUGCUUUUCCGCAAAGGUUAUUUGACUGUGGUCGUCGCAACCGGGACACUUGCCAUGGGUCUCAACAUGCCUUGUAAAACAGUGGUCUUCACCGGCGAUUCAGUUUUCCUGACCGCUCUCAACUACCGUCAAGCCUCGGGUCGUGCUGGCCGGCGUGGCUUCGACCUCCUUGGAAAUGUUGUCUUUCAUGGCCUCCAUCCGCACCGGGUUUUUGAAAUAAUGUCUGCGAGGCUUCCGGAUCUUCGCGGGCAGUUUCCAACAUCGGUCACGCUCAUCCUACGGCUCUUCAUACUUCUACACGGAACGCAGAACUCUGAGUUUGCAGCCAACGCUGUAAAGGGUUUGCUGACACAAAGCAGACUCUGCUUGGGCGGACCUGAUGCGAAAAUGUCGAUCGCACAUCAUCUCAGAUUUUCGAUUGACUACCUCAGACGCCAACACCUGUUAUCCGAAAACGGUGUCCCUCUCAACUUCUCUGGCCUUGUGGGACAUCUGUACUACACAGAGAAUGCUGUCUUUGCAUUCCAUGCCCUUCUCAAGGACGGAUACUUUCACGACCUUAGUAACAGCAAUCGAAGCCGGGAAGACGUCAUCCUUGAAAUCAUGCUCGUCUUGAGCCACUUGUUCUGUCGCCACGCUUGCCCCCAAUACAAAGACAAGCAGUUCCUCGAGCGUGUACAUCGCUCUCCGUGUGUUGUAAUUCUCCCAGAUCUCCCCAAGAAAGCAAGUGAGGUCCUAGAGCGCCACAAUCAGCAGACCUUGUCCAUUUUCCAGAACUAUGUCAGCUCUUAUACCAAUCAACAUCUGACCGGGAUGCCGGACAACUGUCUUCCCUAUACCAAGUACAAGGUUGAUUCUGUCGAUGCUCAACCAACGCCGGACCUGUCAGCUAUGCUCCCCUCGUCUGACUCACCUCGGCCGCCCACGGUUGUUCGAUCUCCAUUCUCUGCACUCUCCGGCUUUACGGACGAAUUUGACACUAUCCACGAGCUUUGCGAGACUGUCCGCGCAGGCGUGUUUCUUGAAGAGUCUGCAGUCCCGUACAUUCCGAUGGCACCAAAGGAAACGAAUGGAGUGCCUUGGAACGCCUACCUUUAUGACUUCUUCAAGCAUGGAGAUAUGGAAGCACUCAAGCAUGUCAACAUGAUCAAGGGUGGCGAUAUCUGGUACCACCUCAAAGACUUUUCGCUCAUUCUUUCCUCAAUUGUGACGAGCCUUGCCAAUUUUCUGGAGCUUCCAAAUGCCGACGGUGAUUUCGGAUUUGAGGAGGAGGAGGAUGACGAGAUUGAGAUGGCAGAUGAUGAUAGACCUAUCUUUAGCGGGGAUGAGGGGAAUGGGAUAAGGCAUGAUGUCUGCGGCGCUCCCGCUCCACCACCGCAGAAGGAACAGAAGAAGACCAAGGCGAAAAAGAAAGUGGUUGCCGAGUCAUGGGAUGACGAGGGCAGCGAUGAAGACACAGAGGAGGACACGAAAACGGCCAGUCACGGUGCUUCGUGGUCCGAUUCAGCCUCUGGCUACCCUCAGGCGCCCAGAUGGGCUGACGACGGCGGUCAGUCGUUGAUGGAGGUCUUCCGAUAUUUCUCGGUACUUCGACAGGAGUUUGAAGAAAAAUUCCGCAAGACAUUUGCUUGA
Messenger RNA from Neurospora hispaniola, 5412 nucleotides. RefSeq lists its product as uncharacterized. The record is from RefSeq and is a predicted model, not a curated record. NCBI's taxonomy places the organism in Eukaryota, Fungi, Ascomycota, Sordariomycetes, Sordariales, Sordariaceae. Gene Ontology annotation, cellular component: cytoplasm. The coding region runs from base 1 to 5412 and encodes 1803 amino acids. Gene Ontology annotation, molecular function: ATP binding; nucleic acid binding. The transcript is spliced from 5 exons.